UCACGUUUGAAAUUUUGACUUCAAGUUGGGGGUAAGAUCGAUUCACCAUGAACUCCUAAAUCCUCCCUCUAGAUCUCUCUCUCUGACCAUCCGAGGCAUAAGUGUAUGUACGUGCACCAACAGCAGAGAUCUAAAAAAGUUUCCCAAAUCAUAAAAAAAUCAAGCACCGAUCACAGGCGAGGAAGUCACACAUUGUGGAUUGCGUGGACAGUACGUCCGUCAAUCCUAUGGCUCUUCCAUCCUGAGCCCUCAUAUCAUCUUCAAUUCGUUCUCCAUGUCUCCCUCUUCGCAGGGAAGAUGCUCGUCAUACUCAGAGACGGCAGAAAACUACACGGGGUGUUGAGAUCUUACGACCAAUUCGCAAAUCUCGUCCUAGAAGACACUGUCGAACGGAUAUACCAUGGCAAUGCCUUCGCAGAGAGUUGGCACGGCUUGUUCCUUAUACGAGGUGAAAAUGUUGUGCUUCUCGGUGAAAUAGACUUGGACCAAGAAGACGAAGUUCCGCUCCGGCAAGUCGAAUACCAUCAAUUACAGCCCUACCACAAGGGUGACAUCGAAGCCAAGAAGCAUCGAGAUGAAUCAAGGGCUCAGAUCUUGUAUGAGACUAAAGGCUUUAGCAAAGAGGGGGGCGAGGGCGAUGGCUACUAG
Molecule: messenger RNA, 648 nt
Organism: Marasmius oreades (fairy-ring Marasmius)
Lineage: Eukaryota; Fungi; Basidiomycota; Agaricomycetes; Agaricales; Marasmiaceae
Exons: 4
Coding region: 106-648 (180 amino acids)
Biological process (GO): deadenylation-dependent decapping of nuclear-transcribed mRNA
Cellular component (GO): Lsm1-7-Pat1 complex; P-body
Molecular function (GO): RNA cap binding
Source: RefSeq, a predicted model, not a curated record